GAACGCCCAGGCAUUUAUAUCACGUAUCCCCGCCGGCGAGGGUCAGCCACUGGCAAUCACCGGCAUAUCUACAUCGCCAUGUCGUCAGAACCGACACGCCUCCGCCUGCCCGGCUGGACGCUGCCUUUGAACCAUAAGCCGUUCAAUGGGGAAGAUGAUAGCUUAUUUCCCGAAGAUCAUAGCUUAUUUUCCCAUGCGCUGGACUACAUGGACAUCGAGAGGGGGGACGCGAAGUUCGAGCUUAAUGGAUCCACGGCGUUCACGUAUCCUUGAGUUAGUUAACACAGUAUAGCCGAAUCACCGUCCAUCGAGAGCUGGUCAUGUUGCGGGUGAUGAACUCCAUCACAGACAAGCCUGAAUGGGACCGAAAGGUAUUCGACAAAGAAAUCAUGGCCAAGUGGCGCGAGGAAAUCUCCAGGAGCGGCGAAGAUGUAACGCAAAAGAUGAUGGAUUGGAUCACCACGGAGCUCCAGUGGAAAGCAGGCGUUCUCCACAAGACUGGAAUCGUCGUUGCGUUUGAGCCUGGAGUCGUCAAGUCGGAUACAGCGGUUCCGAAGGACGUGCAGCAGGCACUGAAAGAAGCUGCUCAGCCGUUGGAGGAUGUGCCGGAAGAACAGAAGGACUAUCAUCCCAAUUCGGACAACCAGGUUCUUGACUUGGUGCAUCCGUCGCUCUUCCCUGUCAUCUAUGGCCGCUCCCGUAUCCUUUCGGAUGGACUCAUCGGACGUGAUGACUGUUUCGGCUACAUCGGGCAGGGCGAGGUACUCAAAGAACCACCGCUCGAGGAAAGGGGGCUGCAGGAUACGUAUCAAGACCGGUACUCGAGCUGUGACCCCUUCAGCGGCAAGUUCCAGUGGAUGCCGUGUGAUGUCAAGUUCACUGAGGAGGGCGGGUGUCGGAUUGCUUCGUACAUCAACAACCUCCAUCCCCAGAAGAACCGUGGUCUCUACGGAGUCAUUGAAAGAAUUCUUGCGCAAACCAUCCCGCUCUGGGACGUCGUCUUGACCCACGUGGAAAACGAGUACAAGCGAAUCGAGUACUACCAGGUCAACUAUCUCGACCACCCUGAACCUGAACCAGUCCAGGAUGACGGCGAUGACUACUGGGAGCGUUACAGUGAGCGGGAAAGCAGGAGGCCCAUAGAAAUUCCCGAACCGGACGAGUUCGAGCCAUCCCAAGUCACUCCAUGCAAGAAGAUCAAUCUGCGCGAAAGGUUUGCCGAGACGGGGUUGCAGGUUAUCGUCAAGCUUGCUAAUAUCGAGCUGACACCUGAGAAACCCGAGUAUGACGGGGGAUCCUGGCAUGUUGAAGGGCAACUUAACGAGCAUAUCUGCGCAUCCGCUGUAUACUACUAUGAUAUCGAGAAUAUCACGGAGCGACGUAUGGUGGAGGGGGAACAGAAUGAGCAUUUCAUGAUGUAUGAUUUCAAUCUGUGUGAGCAUUGAAGAUGCAUGCAAGGACAGGAUGUCUCAGGUGAAUAUGUGAGCCAAUAUAUC
This is a messenger RNA of Monascus purpureus, 1496 nucleotides long. Lineage: Eukaryota; Fungi; Ascomycota; Eurotiomycetes; Eurotiales; Aspergillaceae. The record is from the annotation of a GenBank genome assembly.